AUGUCUUUUUCCACUUUGUCAAUCUCUAUCUUGGCCGUGGUGGCCUUGCAACUCCAAUUUGUACACAUUGUUUUGUCCCUAAACCAGACCAAUUCAUAUCUGCAACACAUAUGUAUCAAAAGUGAAGGAACAUACAACCCGGACAGUUCAUACGAGAACCAAAUCAAACGUCACCUAGACUAUUCGUCCACCAAUUAUCUUGACUACGGUUUCAUCCACGGCGUAGGUGGUGAGGGUCCCAAUACCUUCUACAUCAAGGCACAGUGUCGGGGCGACGCCUCUCUAUCCAUGUGCCGCUCUUGCCUCUCUACCGCCUUCUCUGGGAUUCUUAGGAAAUGUCGGAACAACAAAGGGAGAAUCAUAUGGUACGACAACUGUUUUCUGUACCUUUCUUCGAUCUAUACCUACCAGAAGAUCGAUUCCAAGCACUAUUUGUAUUUGCAAAAUGCAAAAGAUGUGAGUGGCAAUACAAAGUUGUUCAACAAGAACAAGAGGGAUCUCCUAUAUAAGCUGAAGGGGACAGCAACUCGUAAAGAACAAAAGCCUUACACAAGAGACUACAUGUAUGCCACGGGAGAGGAAAGUCUCGGGAAGAUGAAAUUGUACGCAAUGAUGCAGUGUACGCAGGACUUAUCGGUUAAAAAUUGCAGUGUGUGUUUGGAUUCGAUAAUAGCGAAGCUUCCUAGUUGCUGCAACGGUAAACAAGGAGGAAGAGUUUUGAAUCCAAGUUGUACUUUUAGGUACGAGCUUUACCCUUUUGUAAAACCUUCACAAUGACGGCCAACACGCCUUAUAAAUCCAAAUGACAAUAAUGCAAUUAUAACCGUAUUGUACACGUU
This is a messenger RNA of Capsella rubella, 839 nucleotides long. Its product is annotated as putative cysteine-rich repeat secretory protein 10. The transcript is spliced from 2 exons. The record is from RefSeq and is a predicted model, not a curated record. Lineage: Eukaryota; Viridiplantae; Streptophyta; Magnoliopsida; Brassicales; Brassicaceae. Bases 1 to 777 code for a protein of 258 amino acids.